Metarhizium album ARSEF 1941 is the source of this 1719-nucleotide messenger RNA. Its product is annotated as cytochrome P450. Gene Ontology annotation, molecular function: iron ion binding; oxidoreductase activity, acting on paired donors, with incorporation or reduction of molecular oxygen; heme binding. NCBI's taxonomy places the organism in Eukaryota, Fungi, Ascomycota, Sordariomycetes, Hypocreales, Clavicipitaceae. The transcript has 2 exons. The coding region runs from base 1 to 1719 and encodes 572 amino acids. The record is from RefSeq and is a predicted model, not a curated record.
AUGGAGCCUCACAAUCUCACCAUGAGCGCCAGCACCCAUGUCGUUCUCAACCUGGUACAAGCAAAUCCAGCCGUGGCCGGUCUAGCAACUACUUCAAUACUCAUAAUUUCCAUAAUCUUGCUAUUUGGCGGGCCCGCCUCAAAUCACAAACACGGCAUCACCUCACCCCCGUCCAUGCCAGCUUACUGGCUUCCCUUUUUCGCACACGCCUUCCAAUUCUUUUUCAACAAGGAUGGAUUCACGGCAAAACUCAAGAAGCGAUACCCCGAAGGCAUCUUUUCCGUCACCAUGUUGGGCAAAAGACACCACGUCAUUCAUGAUCCCUCCAUCAUGAUCAACUUUUGGAAUCGGCCGAGCUGCUCGUCGGGGGAGAAGUGGACUGCCGCCCGCGCCCUGACAAAAAGCUUCGGUCUCCGCAAGCAAGAUCAGAUCACCUACAGCAACCUUGCAUACGAGACACCGGAUCUGUUCAAACACAUGUUAUCCGAGCCUGGCCUGAGCGAAUUCGUCGAUGGCAUCGUCGAUGGCGUCAAGGCUCACAUAGCCGAAUUCGUUACCUUCAACUCAUCCGUGGCCGACCAGAGUGAUUGGGAGAGGUCCGCAAGGGUUGACGUGGUGCAAAACUCGAAAGGCGAGGCGUUUGUCGAAGCUGAUUUGAUGUCGUUGGUGCGCAAUUUUGUCGCCAAGACUGCAAAUCCUGCGCUCUUUGGAACCGACUUUGUCGAGAACUUUCCCGAAUUUUGGGAUCUGCUGUGGAUGCUGGACGAUGGGUUCCUUUCUCUUGCCACAGGGGUGCCGGCAUGGGUACCCUGGCCCAAGAUGCAGCGUGCAAAAGUCGCCAGACGAAAGUUGAUUGCGAGAGGUCGUGAGUUCGAAGAGGCCAUGGACAAGUACUUGGAUGGAGAGGACCCAGGAAGCAAAUGGCAAGAUAUGGAUAAUGUCAGCACAUUUGUUAAAUCACGCAUCGGCGUAUUUCGAAAAGGUGGCCUGUCUGUACAAGCGCGAGCUACUUGUGACGUCGCCCUGGCCUGGGCAAUGAACGCGAAUGCAAACCAGUUGACGUCGUGGUUGCUCUUCGAACUCUACAGAGACCCUGUUCUUCUUGAAACAGUACGCGAAGAGAUCGCCCCUUUUGUCAAGAUUGUCCAGCCUCAGAACGAGUUUGGUUCGGGGGUAUGGAUCGCGCCCGAGCUCGAGAAGCUUGACAUGAACGGUCUGAUCAACGAGUGUCCUCACCUCAAGGCCGCUUACAUUGAAACCAUGCGCGUAUACACUAGCGUCUGGAUUGUCAAAUGGCUGGGCGAAGAUGUGGUCGUGGAGCCAAGGGGCAAAAGUAGAGAAUCGUAUUUUCUCCAGAAGGGACACAUGGCUCACAUAGCUCACGAGAUGCAUCAGUUCGAUCCAAAAUACUUCCCUAACCCCAAGGAGUGGCAUCACGAUAGGUUCCUGAAAGACGCCAAGGACACUGCUGGUCGCAACGUACAAGUCGUGGAGAUGGGUACCCUGAGGCCCUUUGGCGCCGGUCCAACCAUGUGCAAGGGGCGCGCCAUCGCGCUCCGCGAAAUGCUCUUUUAUACGGCCAUGAUAGUCUCCUUUUACGACAUGGUUCCUCCAGAGGGGCAGAGAUGGGAAGAGCCGGGGCUGUCUAAACGCGCCGUCACGAAACAUCCGACGAAACCCAUCAAGGUGUGGAUCAAGAGGAGAGAUGUAAAGUCAUGA